Molecule: messenger RNA, 1506 nt
Organism: Ilex paraguariensis (yerba mate)
Lineage: Eukaryota; Viridiplantae; Streptophyta; Magnoliopsida; Aquifoliales; Aquifoliaceae
Source: the annotation of a GenBank genome assembly
AUGGCGAAAGACCAAGAAGUUGUUUUAACCAAGCUUGACGAUGCAAGAACUCAACUAUUUCACUUCAAGGCCAUUGUCAUCGCCGGCAUGGGCUUUUUGACCGACGCCUACGACCUCUUCUGUAUCUCUCUCGUCACCAAACUCCUCGGCCGGAUCUACUACCACGUUGACGGCUCGUCGAAGCCCGGAAGUCUGCCGCCAAACGUGGCUGCGGCGGUGAACGUUGUCCCAUUGUGCGGGACCCUAGCCGGACAACUUUUCUUCGGGUGGCUUGGCGACAAGAUGGGUCGGAAGAGGGUUUAUGGGAUUACCCUUAUGCUCAUGAUGUUCUGCUAUAUAGCCUCGGGGCUGUCGUUUGGAAGCUCGCCACGGGCUGUGAAGGUGACACUCUGUUUUUUUAGAUUUUGGCUAGGGUUUGGUAUUGGAGGCGACUACCCUCUCUCCGCCACUAUCAUGGCGGCGUACUCUAACAAGAAGACUCGUGGCGCGUUUGUGGCGGCGGUUUUUGCCAUGCAGGGGGUGGGGAUACUUUUGGGAGGGGUGGUGGCUCUUACCGUGUCAUCUAUUUUUCGUGCGAAAUUUGAUGCUCCACCUUAUUCAGUCGAUCCAUUAGGCUCAACUCCAGCUGAAGCGGACUAUGUAUGGCGGAUUAUCCUCAUGUUAGGGGCUGUGCCGGCGGCGUUGACCUAUUAUUGGCGGAUGAAGUUGCCGGAAACAGCCCGUUACACUGCCUUGGUUGCCAAGAACGCUACCAAGGCCAGCGAGGACAUGUCCAAAGUAUUGAACGUAGAAAUUCAAGCAGAGAAAGAGAAGCCAUUGGAUAUCAAAAGCAACUCCUUUGGCCAAAACUUGUUCCAGAAGGACAUCUUCAGUGCAAUUGGGUGGCUUCCAAAGGCACCCACCAUGAGUGCACUUGAUGAGCUUUACAAAAUUGCAAGAGCUCAAUCCAUUUUAGCCUUCUGUGGUACUUUUCUUGGAUACUGGUUCACUGUCUUCCUCAUCGACCGAAUCGGGCGUUUCUCUAUCCAAUUGCUAGGGUUUUUCUUCAUGACUGUGUUCAUGUUUGCACUUGCAAUUCCAUAUAACCACUGGAUACAAAAAGGAAAUCAUGCAGGGUUUUUGGUGAUGUAUGGACUGACCUUCUUUUUCGCCAAUUUCGGGCCUAAUAGUACUACAUUUGUAGUGCCGGCCGAGGUUUUUCCAGCUCGGCUUCGAUCAACAUGCCAUGGAAUUUCUGCUGCUGCUGGGAAGGCCGGUGCAAUUGUGGGAGCGUUCGGGUUUUUGUAUGCUGCUCAGAAUCAGGACAAGUCCAAGGCCGAUCCGGGGUACCCUGCUGGAAUUGGAAUGAGAUAUGCUCUUAUGGUGCUUGGAGUGAUCAAUGUACUUGGGUUGUGUUGCACAUUUUUAGUGCCCGAGACGAAGGGUAAGUCGCUUGAAGAGAUGUCUAGAGAGAAUGAAGAAGAAGAGCAGCAAACUGAGGAGACUCACCAGAUUGAAACAGUUUAG